Messenger RNA from Papaver somniferum (opium poppy), 1895 nucleotides. Its product is annotated as mannan endo-1,4-beta-mannosidase 6-like. Gene Ontology annotation, molecular function: hydrolase activity, hydrolyzing O-glycosyl compounds. Lineage: Eukaryota; Viridiplantae; Streptophyta; Magnoliopsida; Ranunculales; Papaveraceae. The transcript is spliced from 5 exons. Bases 119 to 1453 code for a protein of 444 amino acids. The record is from RefSeq and is a predicted model, not a curated record.
ACUAGAGGAGUUGGUAAAAGGUGCUUAAAGCACGCCCAUUUACUUGUCCAGAAAAGAAAAAGUCUGGUGACUCUGGUCAUGGUGUCUGAAUUACUCCAAGAAGUCACCACCUAAAACAAUGGUAGAACAACCAUGGAGGAAAAGAGUUUACCCCCUUUUCGGUCUUCUAACUACGGUUGCUCUUAUUUACUUGAAUUUUGGUGUCAAAUUCAAAUUACCAAUAUUAUGGUUACCUAAGAUGAACUUUGUUAUUACAAAUUCAACUCAUUUUGUUAUUAAAGAUGAUGAUGGAAUCAAUGAAUCAACUAUGUAUGUGAAUGGAUGGAAUUCAUAUUGGUUAUUAGAAGAAAGUAUCUGGGAUGAUUCAAGAGAAAGGGUUACUGAAAUGAUUCGAAGAGGAGCUCAAAUGGGUAUGACUGUUUGUAGAACUUGGGCUUUUAGUGAUGGCAAAAAUCCAUCUUCUCUUCAGAUAUCUCCUGGGGUUUUUAAUGAAAAAGUCUUUCAGGGGUUGGAUUUUGUAAUAGCUGAAGCAAGGAGGCAUAAAAUAAGGUUGAUUCUUAGUUUAGUAAAUAACUUAGAUGCUUUUGGUGGGAAAGCUCAAUAUGUGAGAUGGGCAAAAGAAGCUGGAGCCAAUGUCACAUCUUUAAAUGAUUCAUUCUUCUCUCAUCCAACUGUGAAAGAUUACUAUAAGAAUUACAUUAAGGCUGUUGUGACUAGAAAGAAUUCUUUAACUGGAGUCAAAUAUUCCGAGGAGCCAGCAAUAUUUGCUUGGGAACUCAUGAAUGAGCCAAGAUGCAUAUCCAAUUCAUCAGCUCCUGUUCUUCAGUCUUGGAUUACAGAGAUGGCUGCGUUUACUAAAAGUUUGGACAAAAAUCACCUGGUGACUGUUGGACUUGAAGGGUUCUAUGGGCCAAAAGCAUCCAAAAGAUCUACAAUAAAUCUUGGAAAGUGGGCAGGCUUACUUGGAUUAGAUUUUAUUCCGAAUUCAGCAGUUGCAAACAUUGACUUUGCAUCAGUUCAUGCAUACCCAGAUAGUUGGAUCCCAGAAGCAGAUAUGAGACAGAAAGCAGAUUAUCUUUCACACUGGGUAGAUUCUCAUGUGACUGACGGCGAUCAUGUGCUAAAAAAGCCAGUUCUUUUCACAGAAGUUGGCUCUUCCUUGCGGGUAAACAAAGGAGUUUACAAUAAAGACUUUUUACUGAAGACUGUCUAUGAUAAAAUAUUUGAAUCGGCAAAGAAGGGACAGGCUGGAGCAGGAGCCUUGAUUUGGCAGUUACUUGUUGAGGGGGUGGAGGAGCACUAUGGCGACCAAUUUUCGCUUAUUGCUUGGGAUCAUCCAUCUACUUAUAAACUGAUACUUGAACAGUCCUGCAGGCUAAGGAGAAUAUUUGACAAAGGUGAACCAACCAGGAGACUUGUCCACAAGGACCCCUGUUUUGGACUGAAAUCUUAACAUAUCUUGUUAGUUUAUACCAGUAUAUACCGAAUAGCACCCACCAGUUUGAAUGGUAGAAGUAGACUUUAAACUAGUUCAUUGAUUAGGUACAUAUGCAGUAUUCUUUUGUGGGUGCCCAACAUUUCGAUUUCAGAUAAGUGAAGAUCGUCAGACUUCUGUUUCAAAUUUUGUGUGAUUUGAAUUGUGAUGCUCACUAUUGAGUAUUAAGUAAGGAAUUGUAGAAUUUAUAUUCAGAUUUUAGUGACAGCAACAUCCAGCUGAUGUGCCGGUUGUUCGUAAAGGUGAAAGUAUAGCGAGUGUGAAUAAAAUUUAUACUAUUUUUUGUUUCCUUCUCUGACCAGCGACUAGAAGUUGUAUUAACAGAGAAAUCAGUGAAAUUGAAUUAUUUGUGGAUAGAUUGAAUGUUUCUUGUAUAACAUUUGCAUUUUAUGUUCUGUAA